This is a messenger RNA of Lycium ferocissimum, 2085 nucleotides long. Its product is annotated as BTB/POZ domain-containing protein SR1IP1-like. Gene Ontology annotation, molecular function: protein binding. The transcript has 5 exons. NCBI's taxonomy places the organism in Eukaryota, Viridiplantae, Streptophyta, Magnoliopsida, Solanales, Solanaceae. The coding region runs from base 149 to 2014 and encodes 621 amino acids. The record is from RefSeq and is a predicted model, not a curated record.
AUUGAUCUUGGUGGCUGAUGAUAUAAUAUAUACUAAUGCAUUUGAACCAAAAGAAGCAGCAAAGGACAUACCUAGGACAGGUUUUUCCUUUAUCAAGAAUUAUACUAUAAAAUAGACGACGUCAAGGUACUUUAUAAUCUUGGCCAAGAUGGAUCUUGGUUUAGAGGAGACUGCACAACCCUCUACUCAUGUUAACAUGAUAUCGACUAAGAGAAAAGAGCUUGUUUCCAAUGUUAUGAAAAGGACCUCCGAAUGGAUUUUAUCCCAGAAUAUCCCAAGUGAUAUAACUGUUCAUGUUGGAAGAACUUCCUUUACUCUGCACAAGUUCCCACUAUUCUCAAAGUGUGGAUUCAUAAGGAAGAUCGUCUCAAAAACCAGUGAUGCUAAGCUUUCUGCAAUUGAAAUCCCUGACCUUCCUGGUGGAGCAGAGGCAUUUGAAUUUGCAGCAAAAUUUUGUUAUGAUAUAAACUUUGAGAUAAGCUCAGAAAACAUUGCAUUGCUUAGAUGUGUGGCAGAAUAUCUUGAGAUGACAGAUGACUAUGCAGCUGGAAAUUUGGUAGGAUUAACAGAGGCCUACUUAAAUCAAGUAGCACUUAAGAGCAUUGCAAGUUCAGUUUCCAUUUUGCACUCUUCAGAAAAGCUUCUUCCCAUUGCAGAAGAUAUAAAAUUGGUAAACAGAAGCAUAGACACAAUCGCAUACAUAGUAUGCAAGGAUAGCCAAUUAUGUAAGUCAGGUAGAAUAGAGGUUGACGUUAAUGGCUUGACUUCCUCCACAUUUUCAAAUCGGAAGCCAAGUGUUGAUUUGUGGGCUGAGGAUUUAACUAUCCUAAGAAUUGAUUUUUUUCAAAGGGUUUUGAUUGCCAUGAUGGCAAGGGGAUUCAAACAGUAUGCACUUGGGCCAGUAUUGAUGCUAUAUGCGCAGAAAUCCCUUCGAUGUUUGGAUACAUCAGGAAAUGGGAGGAAAAAGGUUGAGGCAAGAAAAGAACAUGAAAAAAGGGUUGUUUUAGAAACCAUUGUUAGUCUAUUGCCGAGGGAGAAAAAUGCCUUGUCAGUUAGCUUUCUCUCAAUGCUUCUCCGAGCUGCAAUAUAUCUAGAAACCACAGUUGCUUGCAGGGUCGAUUUGGAGAGGAGAAUGUCAUUGCAACUUGGACAGGCCAUAUUAGAUGAUUUAUUAAUUCCUUCAUAUUCAUUAACUGGAGACACAUUGUUUGAUGUUGAAACCGUGAAACGUAUUAUGAUGAAUUUUCUAGAGUAUGAAAUGGUGGGAAAUCGAUUAGGCUUCAUCAACGAAGAGAAUGCGUCUCCAUCGGCAAGUGACAAGAAGAAAGUUGGGAAACUCAUGCAAGAUUAUCUUGCUAAAAUAGCCUCUGACAGUAAUCUCUCUGUAUCAGAGUUUAUUAGUGUUGCUGAAGUCAUUCCAGAGCAAUCAAGGAUCAUAGAAGAUAUGAUGUACAAAGCCAUUGACAUGUAUUUGAAGGCACAUCCAGCUCUAAGUGACAUUGAGAGGAAAAUAGUUUGCAAGGUUAUGAACUGUCAAAAGCUAACUCGAGAAGCUUGUGCACAUGCUGCUCAGAAUGAGAGGCUCCCUGUUCAGACUGUUAUGCAAGUACUUUACACCGAGCAAAAACGCCUUCGUGAAGUUAUGGAUGUUAGUCUAGUAGGGGCAGAUCUUUCUUCUCUUCCAUCUAAAUUCUCUACUGACAUUCCCCUUGCUACAGAUGAAGUCUCAAGUCUGAAAAGAGAAAAUCAGGAUCUAAAAUUUGAGCUAGUGAAAAUGAAAAUGAAAUUGAAAGAUACCGAAAACUGUGAUGACAAAUCAGCUGCUAGCACCCAUUUGGGGAUCACUACUCCACCUUCGGAUAAGCCUCGUUUGCCAAGAAAAUCUUUCAUAAGUGCAGUAUCCAGAAAGUUUGGGAAACUGUAUGAAUCAUUUGGAGCUGAUGAAGUCAUGAUGUCAUCGCCCAGCAAAGAGAAAAAUAAACCGAGUAGAGAUAGGCGUUAUUCCAUAUCAUGAUGCAGCUAUGUUUGAAGUAGAUUGCACUAUCUGAAUUCUUGAAAAGCUUUAAUGGAUUAUCUAUAUUUCUA